GCCCUGAUAGUACUCAUGACACACCCAAUAUGGCGGCGCCACCUGUCCAUCCGGGCGCCAGCGGAAGUGCGUAUCAGGGGCGCCGAAAGUGAGGCGCAGCCACGCCCCUUACCGGGGUUUCUGUGGAGCUGUGGCGGUGCCGGCUUCGAGCAUCCCUGCCCUGGCAGGCUGGGGGACUACGAGACUGUAGCUCCGGCGGCCAGCUCCGGAGAGGACAUGUCCAACGAUGAUGCUGCUGCCCCCACAGCUGCAGAGGCAGAGGGUGACACCCACCUGCUGGGCUUCUCGGAUGAGAUCCUCCUGCAUAUCUUGAGCCAUGUCCCCAGCACAGACCUGGUUCUCAAUGUGCGGCGUACCUGCCGGAAGCUCUCAGCCCUGUGCCUGGACAAGAGCCUGGUGCACACUGUGCUGCUACAGAAGGACUACCAGGCCAGUGAGGACAAGGUGAAGCAGCUGGUGAAGGAGAUUGGCCGGGAGAUCCAGCAGCUGAACAUGGCAGGCUGCUAUUGGUUGUCUGGCUCCACCAUCGAACACGUGGCCCGCUGUCACAGCCUGGUGAAGGUGAACCUGUCCGGCUGCCACCUCACCUCCCUGCGGCUGUCCAAGGUGCUUUCAGCCCUGCAGCACCUGCGCUCCCUGGCCAUCGACGUGAGCCCCGGCUUUGACGCCAGCCAGCUGAGCAGUGAGUGCAAGGCCACGCUGAGCCGCGUGCAGGAGCUCAAGCAGACGCUGUUCACACCAUCCUAUGGCGUGGUGCCCUGCUGUGCCAGCCUGCAGAAGCUGCUGCUCUAUUUCGAGAUCCUGGACCGCACACGUGAGGGUGCUGUCCUCUCCGGCCAACUCAUGGUGGGCCAGAGCAACGUGCCCCAUUACCAGAACCUGCGUGUCUUCUAUGCACGCCUGGCCCCCGGCUACAUCAACCAGGAGGUGGUGCGGCUCUAUCUCGCCGUGCUCAGUGACCGCACGCCUGAGAACCUGCAUGCCUUCCUCAUCUCUGUCCCUGGCAGCUUCGCGGAGAGUGGGGCCACCAAGAACCUCCUGGACUCCAUGGCCCGCAACGUGGCCCUGGAUGCCCUCCAGCUGCCCAAGUCGUGGCUGAACGGCUCCACCCUCCUCCAGCAUAUGAAAUUCAACAAUCCCUUCUACUUCAGCUUUAGCCGGUGUACGCUGUCGGGUGGCCACCUGAUCCAGCGGGUCAUCAAUGGGGGGAAAGACCUGCGCAGCCUGGCCAGCCUCAACCUCAGUGGCUGUGUGCAUUGCCUGUCUGCGGACUCGUUGCUCCGGAAGGCAGAGGACGACAUUGACAGCAGCAUCCUGGAGACGCUGGUGGAGUCCUGCUGUAACCUGCACCACCUCAAUCUCUCAGCCGCCCACCACCACAGCUCCGAUGGCCUGGGCCGCCACCUCUGCCAGCUCCUGGCCCGGCUCUGUCACCUGCGUUCCCUCUCCCUGCCCGUCUGCUCUGUGGCUGACUCAGCACCCAGGCCUGACCGUGCGCCUGCCCCUCCGGCCAUGCAUGCUGUGCCCCGUGGCUUUGGCAAGAAGGUGCGCAUUGGGGUGCAGACCUGUCCCAACCCCUUCCUGGGCCAGUCAGCCCCCCAGCCUGCCUCUGUGUUCUGGUCUCUGCUGAAGAAGCUCCCUUAUCUGGAGCACCUGGAACUGAUCGGGUCCAAUUUCUCCUCAGCCAUGCCCCGCAAUGAGCCUGCCAUCCGCAACUCCCUCCCGCCUUGCAGUCGGGCACAGAACGUCGGGGACUCAGAGGUGGCUGCCAUUGGCCAGCUGGCCUUCCUGCGGCACCUGACACUAGCCCAGUUGCCAGGCAUGCUGACAGGCUCUGGACUAGUGAGCAUUGGCCUACAGUGCCAGCAGCUGCAGUCUCUGUCGUUGGCCAACCUGGGCAUGAUGGGGAAGGUGGUGUACAUGCCUGCUCUUGCUGACAUGCUGAAGCACUGCAAGCGGCUGAAGGACCUGAGGCUGGAGCAGCCCUAUUUCAAUGCCAACGCACAGUUCUUCCAGGCAUUGGGCCAGUGCUCGACUCUGCAGCGCCUGUGCCUGGUGUCUCGAAGUGGCACUCUGCAGUCGGAUGCUGUGCUGGACUUCAUGAACCGUUGCCUGCAAGUUGUUGUGUGUCACAUGUUCACUGGAGAAUCCCUCAUCACCUGCAAGAACCUGCAGCAAACACUCCUCCGGAGUUUCCAGGCUGAGAGGCCCGCCUUGAACGUCGUCAUCUUCCCCCUGCUCCACGAGGGCCUGACAGAUGUCAUCCGAGAUGUCCCCAUGGUGCACCUGGACGAGAUCACCUUAUUUAAAAGCAGAGUGGCUGAGGAGCCACCGAACCUGUGGUGGUGAGAGGGCAGCCUGGCUCCCCACCCCGCCACUCCUGCCAGCAGAGCCUCUUUUUGUCCAAGUUUCCACAAGGGUCCAAGAAGCCAGCGGACAGUGGGUCCUUGUUUUGUGACAGGAAGAAAGUUUCCAGUUGUUCUGAGACAUUCACCCCAGUCUCCCUGGGUUUCCUCUCACUAACUCUUAGGAGUACUUGGGCUCAGUGACGAGUGACGAGGUGGGCCAUGGAUGUGGAGCAGUGGUCGAGCCAUACUGGCCUUCAGGGCCUGGUCACACUCCCGGGGGCUUUGUGGGCUUCAGGCCUGGGGACUGUCCAUGUCAUCUAUAGUUGAGCUGUAUCCACAUGGGGUCAGGGUGGGCCGGGCUCUCACUGUGAAAUACCCACAAUGACAUCUGCGAGCCCGCGGCUCUUUUUCCUACUGAGACAGAUUUAGGACGUGGUCCACUGGUACAGCAUUCGCUUAGUGUGUUUGAGGUCCUGGGUUCCAUCCUACCACAAAGAAAAAGAAAAUGGUUUUUUUUUGUUUGUUUGUUUUUUGUUUUUGAGACAGGGUUUUCCUCUGGCUUUGGAGGCUGCUCUUGUAGACCAGGCUGGCCUCAAACUCAGAGAGAUCUACCUGCCUCUGCCUCCCAAGUGCUGGGACUAAAGGUGUGUGCCACCAACACCUGGCUGAAAAAAAAAAAAUGUUUCAACCCAAUGAUGUCUCUGGGAUGUUUCCAGCCCAAUGAUACCAGGGCCAGAGGGUUCCCUGGGGCAGCAACUGUAGGAUGGCACCAUCCCCAAGCAGAGCCUGAGGACUCGGUCCUGUAUCUCACAACCCCAUGGGAUUCUGCUUAAAAACUUUAGGUGCUGUGGAGGUCUGAAUGCUUCCUGAGGAGUCUACAACCACUAGCCUUGUUAGGAUAGCUAAAAACAGUAAAAGCCAGAAUGGGCACAGGAUGCUGGAGCAGGGAGCACAAACCUGUUUAGUCUUUACAAAGAUUCACUGAGAGCUGUGGGUAUGGCUUUAGUUUUUAUGCAGGGGCCCUGGUUUCCAUUCCCAAUGGCAUACUUCUACCUGGUGGCUGAAACCUGUAAUCAUAGCAUUCAGGAGGUCAAGUCAGGAGCUUACGGCAUCCUCAGCCACAUAGUUGAGGUAGAGGCUGGCCUGGGCUACAUAAGACCCUGUUUUAAUCUCAACAAUAAACAAACAAACAAAACAAAACAAAAACAAAAACAAAAAAAAAAAAAAGGAAAGUUGAGGGAGGACCCAGUGUCUGUGGCCUCACCUUGUCCCUCACACUAGUUAGACUGAGUUAGUACCCCCUAGAGGGGACUUGUGAGAGCCUGUGUGGUUGGACUCCUGCCUGGGCCUUUCAUUGGUGGGGCCCCAAUACACUGUGAUCAUUGGUCCAGGUAGCUUCCAGUAUGGACAUCUCAGUCCAUGCAGGCCUGCCAGGCUUCACCCACUGCUAGUGACCUUCAGAGACCCAGCCUGCUUUCAUUCUCUGUCUCCUUGGCAACAGGUCCUCCUAAGCUGUGGUUUCUUCAGCUUCCCUUCUUCAUAAGGAGCAGAGUGAGCUGGCUUCUGGGUGUGUGCCCUGUUGUCUCUGGCAGGUUAUGCCUGGCACUUGGAGCCUGGGGGCCUGGGAGCUUCUGAACUGGCUCUGGGGACAGUGUUAGGGAAACAGCCUUCAGUCCCAGGCCCCAGAUGUACCUCUGCCUGGCCCCCUGCUGUACCAAUCUCAGUGUUUACAUACGAGUGGUCUGCAGUGCCAAGCCCUUCCUUCUCAUCCAGUCUCUUGCCUGAGGGAGUCAUCCAUUCUAUACAGAGCCCAAGGUGCUCCCUCCCAGAGGGAUCCUUCUAUCUGUAGGCUGAUCCCAGGAGAUACCUACCCACCCCACACUCGGAGCCCUCACCUUCACAGACCUAAUGCAGUUUGAGAGAGUUAUGAACCUGUCCUAAGUUUUCUGGGCAUUGCAGGCCAUGGGACUGGCUGCCAAGGUUCCAGGGGGCACACUGAGGCCCCACAGCAGUAGACAGGGGUCCCAAAGGUGGUGGAACUCCAUGUCUUUAGAGCAUUAAACUGACACCUGAAAGCCACCAUGUAAGCUCUCCAGGACCAACUGCUGCUUGUCCUUCAAAUGAGAAUGUAGCUGUCACAGCCUAUGAGGGAGGCAGGCUGCUUGGAGGUAGCAGGUCCCAAGAGUCUUUGUGACUUCUUCAUUUAAAGGAAGCUCCACUUAGCUGGGUAUGGUGGCGCAGGGUUUAAUCUCAGCACCUGGGAGGCAGAGGCAGGUGACUCUAUGUGAGUUCGAGGCCAGCCUGGUCUACAUAGAAGCUCUGUCUCAAAAAACAACAAAAGAACACGAAUGUCAGCUCCGUUCAGACGGAGGAAAUCACCUUUCUGCUGGGAUUUUAUUCCAGAGGCCAGAGCUGUCCCUGUGAGUCCUGUGAAUAGACUUGGAGCCAGCAGUUUUAGCCAGUGGCAUCAUUUAUGCCCAGAGACUGGGCGGACAAGGAGAGACCUGGUCAGAGGAGCCUGGGGUACAGACUGCCUGAGGAAGCACCCUCAAGUGGUAGGCCUUGUAUUCUUAGCGUCUCCUGCAACAUUUCUUUGACUUCAAGUGAGAAUUUUCUCUCCUUCGCCACUGGGGACAGGAUCCACCAGAUGUCAAUAGCGUGCUUAUUUUUGCUAAGUGCUAUUUUGGCACUGGUGUUAAUCGCAAUUUAUAGCCUGCAGCAUUUGACGCUGGGAAAAGAACCCACCCUAAUGGUCCCCGAUUGGCAGGACUCGGCUGUUAAGUGGUAGACCAUAUGCUGCCUGCCGAGAAGACGGUGAGUGCUUGGGCCUGCGAGUGUGUGUGCCUGGUGUGUGUGUGUGUGUGUGUAUAUUUUUGCACCUGCAUGUGUGUGCAAGUAUACCUACGUAUGCCUGUGUGUAUGCACAUGAGCUUGCGUCUUCUGGUGUGUGUUCUCUGUGUUAGAGACAGUAGAAAGGAAGGAGAUGGGUGAAUGUAUCUUUGUAAACACAAUCCCUGACCUCCUCUGGCUGCCUGUGUCCCCGCCUCAGCCCAGCUGUGGCUGCUCUUGCCUCUACCUCCUGCUCCAGACCUUGUGUUGUUUGUCUUGUUUGUUUUGGUUUUUCAAGACAGGGUUUGUCUGUGCAGCCUUGGCUGUCCUGGAACUUACUCUGUAGACCAGGCUGCCCUCAAACACAUGGAGAUCCUCCUGCCUCUGCCUCCCAAUUGCUAAGAUUAAAGGCGUGCACCACCACUACCCAAGCAGCCCUUGUGUUUUAUGUCCUAUCUUUGAUGCCUGUCUCCUAACCCUGUGGCUUGACACAUACCAGCAAGCCAUUCUGGGCUCACCAAGUGGCUUUCCUCUUUUUCUCUCUUAUUAAAAUUCUACAUGCAUUGUAUGUGUGUGUGCAGGUCUGUGUGUGCCAGGGCCCAUGUGGAGAGGGCAGAGGACAAUCGUGGCUGUCUUUUCACCUUCCUUUUUUGUUUGAGGCAGGGUCUCUUGUUCGCUGUUGUAUACACUAGGCUAGCUGGCCCAUGAACUUCCAGGGAUUUCUGUGUUGACAGAUGUGUGCUACCAUGUCUAUCUUUGUGUGGGUUCUGGGGACUUGAACUCAGGUCCUCACGCAACAAGUACUCUACCCACUGAGCCAUCUCCUUAAUGUGCUUUCCUGACCUUCAUAGGGAGGAAUUUUAUUAGUCACAGUGAGGAGUGCUUUGCUCUUAUAUGACAGGGACAGGCUCUGUCCUGCCACUGACCCUUGGAGGCUGUGAGGUCUAGACUUGGUCUGGACACAGCCUGUGGCCAGUGGAGGGCUUGGCGCAGAUACUGAGUCCAGUGGAUGCCUCUCACAUUUGGGCAUUUAGAGCAGAUUCAGUGUCCAUCAACCAUAUCAGACCCAGAGUUAAAGCCUGUACUUUGCAAGAUGAUGGGGCUUGGGCUGAGGUAGGUCCAGAGGGGCCUGUGGGAAAGAUGAGCCCAAGUAGUGAGGCUGUGGGUACCAAGGGCCUGGCCUCCCAGCAAAGACAGGGUCUCAAGGAGGAUAGACAGCCACUCUAACACCCCUUCUAAGAGGUGCCAGCAUGCCACCUCUUCCUCCAGCCUUUGCUGUGACCUGCCCCUGUGAAAAUCUGGAAAUUGCUGAACGCUUACAAAGAAAAAAGCCAAGUGUGAUGGAGCGUACCUGUCAUCUCAGCCUGCAGGAGGUGGAAGCAGGAAGAUCAGGAGUUCAAGGUCAGCUUCAGCUAUACAAUGACUUUGAAGCCAGCCCUGGCUACACGAGACUAUGCCAGUAGAGAUGAGAGAGACAGAGAGAGAGAAUGAGAUGAAAUUCUGAAUGGGGUAUGAAGUAUGACACAGUGGGUCCUAUAUGCUGACCUCUUUUUGUGGGUGUGACCAGUUCAUUGGUACUUGCAAUUAUUAGUGGCAUCCACUGCAUUGUUGUAGGGGUUUUGUGACUGGUCUCAUCUACAUUUGGGGCUGCAGGGUACAAUAGAAGUUACUAGGUUCUAUGUUAAUACUGCAUGGGAGUCUGGACCAGCCGUGGGUCCUAUGUUAGCUGCUCAGUGGUUGCACCUUCAUCUCUUUGGAGGACCAUCAGUGGGUGGGCUUUUCUUUGAAUCAUUGGACUAGGAGCUUGGCUACACCUGCCCCACCCCAGCCAGACCUGGCAGGCUGCCAUAGGGCUGCCAGCAGCAGUGCUAUUCAGGGAGGCCAGGGUCCCUGAAACUGCUGCUGCUAAUGCUGGCCUGGGAUCUGCCUCAGAACCUGGGGGGGGGGACAGAUGGGGCAGACUCAAGUUCAGCCAAAACCCUGACCUCUGUGCUGAUGAGGUGAGGUGUUCACUGGUCCCUGUGCAAGGAAUGUGUGUACGAACAAGGGUUUCCAUAGCAGGAGUGUGCAAGCAUCUGUAUGUGUGUCUUGUGUGUGUGUGUGCACAAAAGCUUGUGUCUAGGUAAUGGCAUGAAGCCUCUCCUAUGCCACUUCUGACCAUGACACAUUGUGCAUGACUUUACCUGGCACCGUAUGAGUUGAGUGUUUUGGGGCAUGGGGUGUGGUGUGGCCUUGUGACCAGGUGCUAAGUGACCCCCCCCACUUUGAUGACUGACCGCCCUGACUCCUGUCUGUCUGGGAGAACUGCCUGUAGUUAGUAUCUGGUAGUGACACCCACUGCGAUGUCACUGUGGUGCUGACAAACUACAUUCUGAAUGGGCAUUUUUAUGUAAAUCUGUGGCAUGUGGAAAAUCAAAUAAAAUGAACUUAUUUGGAAAA
Messenger RNA from Phodopus roborovskii (desert hamster), 7616 nucleotides. It is a transcript of the gene Fbxl18, whose product is annotated as F-box and leucine rich repeat protein 18. Gene Ontology annotation, biological process: SCF-dependent proteasomal ubiquitin-dependent protein catabolic process. Gene Ontology annotation, molecular function: protein binding. Gene Ontology annotation, cellular component: SCF ubiquitin ligase complex. NCBI's taxonomy places the organism in Eukaryota, Metazoa, Chordata, Mammalia, Rodentia, Cricetidae. The coding region runs from base 16 to 2349 and encodes 777 amino acids. The record is from RefSeq and is a predicted model, not a curated record. The transcript has 5 exons.